Molecule: messenger RNA, 267 nt
Organism: Exophiala aquamarina CBS 119918
Lineage: Eukaryota; Fungi; Ascomycota; Eurotiomycetes; Chaetothyriales; Herpotrichiellaceae
Exons: 1
Coding region: 1-267 (88 amino acids)
Biological process (GO): DNA-templated transcription
Molecular function (GO): zinc ion binding; DNA binding
Source: RefSeq, a predicted model, not a curated record
AUGGGCAUGGCUUUCUCCAAACGCUUCAAGACAUUGGUGGUCGAAUAUAUCGAUCUGCCCAGCAUGCCUACGGUGGUUGCGCUCCUUAUUUGUGGUACGUGCUUUGUUCCCUACGGCAAGCAGAAUGCUGGCUGGGUCUUUUGUGGCAUGGCAUAUCGGAUGAUGAUGGAUCUGGGCUACCAUUUGAACAUCCCCAAAACGCCCGAGGAAAGGGCCAAGUUUGGACUCUCGGUCAAAACAGAUAUAGAGAUCAGACGGCGCGUCUAA